AUGUCGAGACCGCAAGUCGAGGCAGCGUCCAAGGCGUUCGGCGACACCCUGUUAGGAGCAGGUUUCGACCUCUUGAAGUCCAAAGCCGGAGAUCAACAUCCAGCAGGACCGCCUCAACAUGGUACAAUGGGACAGGCUGAGAGAGCCUUCUCUGCUGCAUCAACGUUCCUCUCAGGGGUGCUGGCUAUAAGCGCUUCCCAAUUCAUUGGUGCUCCUUUGAAGCUCAUCGAUCCCAAGUUCUACGACGGAUAUAUGGCAUGGACCAAAGAAUCUUUUGCUGUCCUUACCGCGACUAUGACCCAAUGGUGGGCGCCUACUGCUGUCAGAGUUACCGGAGACGAGAGCAUGAAGGAUCAGUUGUACCAGAUGGAAGAUGGAAGUCUUCGAUGCAACUUUCCUCAUCGACUUGUCAUGAUGGCUAACCACCAGCUUUACACUGACUGGCUAUAUCUCUGGUGGAUCGCAUACACCAACAAGAUGCAUGGUCGCAUCUAUAUCAUAUUGAAGGAGUCUCUAAAGAAUGUUCCCAUCUUCGGCUGGGGCGCUCAGUUCUACAACUUUAUCUUUCUAUCACGAAAAUGGGAAACAGACAAGAGUCGCUUCCAACGUCAUCUGAGCCAACUAAGCAAUCCUAAGGAUCCUAUGUGGUUGCUGAUCUUCCCGGAAGGCACAAACCUGAGCGAGACUACUCGUGCAAAGAGCAAAGCCUGGGCGGAGAAGCAGGGUAUCAACGAUAUGAAGCACCAGCUAUUGCCUCGCAAAACUGGACUGCAAUUUUGUCUACAACGACUGAAGGAAUCGACAAACUGGCUAUACGACUGCACAAUUGCAUAUGAGGGUGUUCCAGAAGGUCAAUUCGGACAGGACAUUUUCACCCUUCGCUCUUCAUUCUUCGAGGGUCGUCCACCAAAGUCUGUCAACAUGUACUGGAGGCGGUUCAAGAUCAGCGACAUCCCAAUCGACAACGACGAGGCUUUUGAGAGAUGGCUCAAGAACCGCUGGACCGAAAAGGACUACCUCCUCGAGCACUUCUACCGCCAUGGAUCUUUCCCUGCU
Molecule: messenger RNA, 1056 nt
Organism: Aureobasidium namibiae CBS 147.97
Lineage: Eukaryota; Fungi; Ascomycota; Dothideomycetes; Dothideales; Saccotheciaceae
Product: acyltransferase-domain-containing protein
Exons: 4
Cellular component (GO): endomembrane system
Molecular function (GO): acyltransferase activity
Source: RefSeq, a predicted model, not a curated record